CAUUGAUGCCUUUAUUCCCAUUGUUUCGUUCCAUUUUGUAAAAAGUUUUGAUGUUUUCGCAAACAUGAGUAACGACUUAACGGCUCGCGAGGAUCUUUGGCAGUGGACCGGAAGAAGAGCCCGGUCGUUGUUAGGGUCUUCCGGUUUCCUUCACUGGGUGAAAGGUGGACGACAACUCAAGUGCCUUUUUCCCCCCCUCUUCCAUUUGUUUUGCUUAAUUGUUGCCGCGGUUGUUUUCUUCGGAGUGGUCAUGCUUCCAAACAGCGGGAAGUUGGCAGGCCGCACCCUGUUCAUCACGGGCGCCAGCCGCGGCAUCGGCAAGUCCAUCGCCCUCAAAGCUGCCAGAGAUGGCGCCAACGUGGUCAUCGCCGCCAAGACGGCGCAAGCUCAUCCGAAGCUCCCUGGCACUAUCUACACCGCCGCGCAGGAGGUGGAGGAUGCGGGCGGCAAAGCGCUGCCAUGCGUGGUGGACAUCCGAGACGAGAAACAAGUUGAAGACGCCGUUCAGAAAGCCAUCGCCACAUUUGGAGGCAUCGACAUCUUGGUGAACAACGCCAGCGCCAUCAACCUGACGGGAACUUUGGAAACGCCCAUGAAGAAGGUGGACCUCAUGCUGGGAAUCAACCUGAGAGGAACAUACAUGACGUCCAAGAUGGUCAUUCCUCACUUGCUCAAGAGUUCGUCCGCCCACAUCCUUAACUUGUCGCCGCCUCUCAACCUUAAUCCCAUCUGGUUCAAGAACCACACAGCGUACACGAUGGCCAAGUACGGCAUGUCCAUGUGCGUCCUGGGGAUGGCGGAAGAGUUCAGAGGUCAGAUCGCCGUCAACGCCCUCUGGCCACGAACCGCGAUCCAGACGGCAGCCAUGGAUAUGUUGGGCGGCGCGGGCGUGGCCAAACAGUGUCGUACGGUGGAUAUUAUGGCGGACGCCGCCUACGCCAUCCUGACACGGCCCAAAACCUUCACGGGCCACUUUGUGGUGGACGAGGACAUUCUGAGAGAGGAGGGGGUGCAAGACAUGGAUCAGUACGCUGUCCAGCCAGGUCUCUCACACACACACACACACACACAUAGAUUGGCAUCCUGCAGUCUCAUGCUGCUCUCUGAUUGGUCCGCAGGUCACCCGCUUCUGCCCGACUUCUUCCUGGACGAUGCCCCCGAGGUGCUGGCCCAGCAGAUGGAACAACACGGGGCGACGCCCGCCUUCAAGUCGCCAUCCUCGUCGGCCACGCCUUCUCCUGGCGGCCCCAUCGAAAGCACAUUUGAAGUGAUCAGAGGCGUCCUCACUGAGGAUCUGGUCAACUCCACCAAGGCGCUCUACCAGUUUGACCUCUCGGGAGAACAUGCGGGUGUUUGGUUCCUGGACUUGAAGAGCGGCGCGGGCAGUACAGGGCGCGGCCAGCCGCACGCCAAGCCCGAUGUCGUCAUGACCAUGGACUCGGCCGACUUUAGCAAAAUGUUUACAGGGAAGCUGAAGCCGACCAUGGCGUUCAUGUCCGGGAAACUUCGCAUCAAAGGCGACAUGGCACUCGCCCUGAAGCUGGAGAAGAUGAUGGGCCGCAUGUCGAAGCUGUGAUGUCAUCAGGUAAAGAUGAUGUCAUCACGUGAAUAAAAGUCAACACAAGAAGUAA
Molecule: messenger RNA, 1631 nt
Organism: Hippocampus zosterae (dwarf seahorse)
Lineage: Eukaryota; Metazoa; Chordata; Actinopteri; Syngnathiformes; Syngnathidae
Gene: hsdl2
Product: hydroxysteroid dehydrogenase like 2
Exons: 10
Coding region: 65-1576 (503 amino acids)
Cellular component (GO): mitochondrion
Source: RefSeq, a predicted model, not a curated record